Messenger RNA from Aspergillus eucalypticola CBS 122712, 4825 nucleotides. Its product is annotated as putative DUF814 domain protein. Gene Ontology annotation, cellular component: RQC complex. Gene Ontology annotation, molecular function: tRNA binding; ribosomal large subunit binding; double-stranded RNA binding. The coding region runs from base 63 to 4631 and encodes 1522 amino acids. The record is from RefSeq and is a predicted model, not a curated record. Lineage: Eukaryota; Fungi; Ascomycota; Eurotiomycetes; Eurotiales; Aspergillaceae. The transcript is spliced from 8 exons. Gene Ontology annotation, biological process: rescue of stalled cytosolic ribosome; ribosome-associated ubiquitin-dependent protein catabolic process.
ACCGCAUCAACCCAGCGCAACAGCCUCGCUCCUCGGGGAAACAGGAAUCAGGCCACCAGAAGAUGAAGCAGAGAUUCUCGUCCUUGGAUGUCAAGGUCAUCUCCCAGGAACUUGCAUCGGAGAUAGUCAAUCUGCGAGUUUCGAACAUCUACGAUCUCUCCUCGCGCAUCUUCCUCUUCAAAGUCGCCAAACCCGACCACCGCAAACAACUCGUCGUCGACUCCGGCUUCCGCUGCCAUGUCACCCAAUACUCCCGAGCGACUGCUUCAGCGCCCACGCCCUUCGUGACGCGCAUGCGCAAGUUCCUCAAAUCGCGCCGAAUCACCUCCAUCGAACAGAUCGGCACGGAUCGGAUCAUCGAUUUCUCUUUCAGCGAUGGCAUGUACCACAUGUUCCUAGAGUUCUUUGCCGGCGGGAACAUCAUUAUCACCGAUCGCGAAUACAAUAUUCUCGCGCUGUUCCGGCAGGUACCUGCCGGCGAGGGACAGGAUGAGACUCGCGUCGGAGUCAAGUAUACGGUGACCAAUAAGCAGAACUAUCACGGUAUACCGGAUAUCACAAGGGAGAGAGUCCAGGAGACGGUGGAGAAGGCCAAAGCCCUGUUUUCACAGGAGGGCAGUGCGCCGAAGAAGUCCAAGAAGAAGAAUGCGGAUGUGCUUCGCAAAGCUUUGUCCCAGGGUUUCCCGGAGUAUCCGCCUCUGUUGUUGGAUCAUGCGUUUGCUGUGAAGGAGCUGGACCCCGCUACCCCGCUCGAUGAAGUUCUGCAGGAUGAGGCGCUUCUGACGAAGGUUGUGGAUGUGUUGGAGGCGGCGAAGGUUGAGACGGAUAAGCUGGCUACGGAGAAGAGUCACCCGGGUUAUAUCGUUGCGAAGGAGGAUACUCGUCCGUCUGCGGACUCGCCAGCUCAGGGUGAGGAGGACGCUGCGCGGAAACCGGGGUAUCUGUAUGAAGAUUUCCACCCGUUCAAGCCUAAGCAGUUUGAGGGCAAGCCGGGUGUUACUAUUCUGGAGUACCCGUCUUUCAACGCGACUGUUGACGAGUACUUCUCGUCUAUUGAAACACAAAAGUUGGAGUCGCGGCUUACGGAGCGGGAAGAGACUGCGAAGAGGAAGCUUGAGGCUGUCCGACAGGAACAUGCGAAGCGCAUUGGCGCUCUCAAGGAGGUUCAGGAACUGCAUAUUCGCAAGGCCGGAGCAAUCGAAGAUAAUGUUUACCGGGUUCAAGAAGCGAUGGACGCAGUCAAUGGCCUGAUUGCUCAGGGUAUGGACUGGGUCGAAAUUGCCCGUCUCAUUGAGAUGGAGCAAGGAAGAGGAAACCCGGUGGCCAAUAUCAUCAAGCUGCCAUUGAAGCUCUACGAGAACACAAUAACCUUGAUGCUCGGAGAGUCGGGUGAAGAGCAGGAUGAAGGCGAGGACCUGUUCUCGGACGAUGAGUCUGACUCAGAGGAUGAGCAGGAAGAGGCCGCUAAGGCCCAAAAACAGUCAAACAACAUGCUGACAAUUGACAUUGAUCUCGGCCUGUCUCCCUGGGCGAACGCAACGCAGUAUUAUGAACAGAAGAAGAUGGCUGCCGUCAAGGAGCAGAAGACAACGCAAUCGUCGACCAAGGCACUCAAAAGCCACGAGAAGAAGGUGACGCAGGACUUGAAGAAGGGUCUGAAGCAGGAGAAGCAGGUUCUUCGGCCUGCCAGAAAGACUUUUUGGUUUGAGAAGUUCCUCUUCUUCAUCUCGUCGGAAGGAUACUUAGUCUUGGGUGGCCGCGAUGCGAUGCAAAGCGAAAUUCUCUACCGCCGGUACCUUAAGAAGGGCGAUGUAUUUGUGCACGCCGAUUUACAAGGUGCUACGCCGAUGAUCGUCAAGAACCGAUCCAAUUCGCCCAACGCACCCAUUCCCCCCAGCACCCUUUCGCAAGCCGGUAACCUUUGCGUGGCUACGUCCAGCGCCUGGGAUUCCAAGGCAAUCAUGUCAGCAUACUGGGUUACCGCGAGUCAAGUUAGCAAGACUGCUGACGCGGGAGGCCUCCUUCCCACUGGCGAGUUCCUCAUCAAGGGUGAGAAGAACUUCCUGGCCCCCUCACAGCUCGUCCUAGGAUUUGGUGUCAUGUUUCAAGUGAGCAAGGAAAGUCUCCGGAACCAUAAGCUACACCGUUUCGACGAACCCGUGGCUGCGGAAACGCCCGUGGAAGCCCAGGAAGCCGACAAGGAAGCUGAGGGCAAGCCCAACGCCCAGGCUGAUGAGGCAGCUGACGAGGAGAACAAGGACGAAGCCGAAGAACCGAACGGCAACAAUGGAGACGAGCAAAGCGUUCAAGAAGAGCCAGCUGAGGGGGAGGACGAGGACGAGAGUGCGACAUCGCCACAGACUCAAGAUGAUCGACAGCUCUCAGCUAGAGAAAGACGAAUGGCUAGAAAAGGAAGAGCGUCAGAACUGGAUGGACCUGCAGCGGACGGAGCAUCUGUCAAAUCUGCUAACAGCAAGCAAGCUCCAACUCGGGGUAAGAGGGGCAAAGCAAAGAAGGCCGCAGCCAAGUACGCUGAUCAGGACGAGGAGGAUCGGGAACUGGCUCUACGCUUGCUAGGUGCCAAGAGUGCCAAAGCUGAAAAGGCAGCUGCAGAAGCUGAAGCAAAGGCUAAGCGUCAGAAAGAAGCAGAGGAAGCGAAGAAACGACGCAGAGCACAGCAUGAACGCGCCGCGGAAGCGGAGCGGAAACGACAGGCUCUCUUUGAGGGUGGUGCCGAUGACUACGACGAAGAAACUGCCGCAGCAGAAGCAGCAGACAUGGAGUGGAUACCUGCAUUGGUUGGAACUCCCCAUCCGGAAGAUGAUAUCCUAGCUGCUAUUCCUGUCUGCGCUCCUUGGGCUGCCCUGGGUCGGUAUAAGUAUCGCAUCAAGUUGCAGCCGGGUACCGUGAAGAAGGGCAAGGCUGUCAAGGAGAUCAUCGGACGCUGGGUUGCCGAAACUACAACAGGCAAGGUCAAGAAGGAACAUGCUGAAGAUGCUGGAAUCGACCGCGCUACCGCUGAGAAGCUCCGCGCCAAGGAAGGAGAUCUGAUCAAAAUGUGGAAGGACACAGAGGUCAUCAAUAGCGUUCCUGUCGGUAAGGUGCGCAUUAUGGCUGGGCCAGCACCUAGCGGAGGAGAUAAGGGCAAAGGGAAAGGUGGCGGUGUACUUUGGAGGAAAACACCAGACCGUGACUCACCCCACGAUCGCUCGUUCCUCUGCUCUGUUCGGGGAACGAAUAUCACCUGCCAAUCUGGUUCUACUCCUCUCUCGCCUUACUGCUCGCGCUUCGUUAGAUUCGCUUCCACCGCCCCAGCAACAGCAACCAUGUCGCCCAAAGCUUCCACCCGAAUCGCAUCGGUUCGCCGUCUCAACAACGAAGGCCCCGGAGACCGAUCCCUCGCAGAGUGGUGGGCCAACGAACGCGAUAACCAUACCCCGGAAGCGGCCGCCAUCGAGAACGCCGCGCAACUUCUCCGAACCAGCGAUAUCCCUGUUGCUUUCCCCACAGAGACAGUGUACGGACUGGGUGCAGAUGCGACGCGAAGCGAUGCAGUACAAGGAAUCUACAAGGCGAAGCAGAGGCCGUCAGAUAACCCGUUGAUUAUACAUGUUGAUUCGCUGGGGAUGUUGGAGCGGUUACUCAACCCCACACAGGAAAGCCCAUCGCGCAGAACUACCACUGCGAAGAACGCCAUCCCGCCCAUCUACGACUCGGUCAUUUCCCGCUUCUGGCCUGGUCCUCUCACAAUCCUCCUCCCUAAUCCCUCCGGCUCCCCUCUUGCUCCUGAAGUUACCUCCAAGCUUACGACCUUUGGCGUGCGCAUGCCCUCAUCCCCGCUUGCACGCUUGUUGAUUCAUGUAACGGAUCGACCACUGGCGGCUCCCUCGGCCAACGCAUCUACCAAGCCCUCCCCGACGGCGGCGGAACAUGUAUUCCAUGACCUCGAAGGUCGCAUCGAGCUGAUCCUUGACGGUGGUCCCUGUGGCGUAGGCGUGGAGAGUACGGUUGUCGAUGGACUGUCCGAUCCACCGGCUAUCCUUCGACCGGGCGGGAUUGGUAUCGAGGAGCUGCGUACGUGCGCUGGCUGGGAGAAUGUACAGGUCGGAUACCAUGACGGCACACUAGAUGCGAAGGAGGCCCCACGAGCACCGGGCAUGAAGUACCGACACUACUCGCCCAAGGCGCGCGUGGUAUUGUUCGAAGCCGGCUCCGACGAGGAAGCCGUCGCGAAACACAUUCGCAAGGACCUGGAAGAUUCAGCAGUCGGGGCACACAUGAUCGGGGUGGUCCGCACGCAACACUGGAAGCGGGGACUGGGGUUGCUGUCUGCCGACGAGAUGCAAAAGAGCCUAAAGCGUAUCCCAUCGCUCGUGGACGAGCUAGUAGGAUUCUCCGUCCCAGUGAGCGAUCAAAUCAACGGACACACUGCAACCAAGGAGACCUUCGACUGCCACCUCGGCACGGAUGUCAAGUCGAUCGCGCAGGGCCUGUUCUCUGCGCUACGGGCCAUGGAUGAAAUGGAAGUGGACGUCAUCUACGUCGAGGGUGUGCCCGAUCAUCAGGGAGAUCUGGCAGCUGCUGUCAUGAAUCGGUUGCGUAAAGCCGCCGGAGCGGAACUCCGGGUAUAAUAACUUACAACUUCUUCCCCUAGGAGGAUUAUCAUAGAUCGCAUUUUGGGCCCCAUACAUACACAGUAUUUGCUAUAUUGGAGGAUUUGGCUGGGUUGGCUAGAAGAAGCUAUAAAUUUACGGGACUGUUUACGAAUUUAGCAUGGAUAUCGCAGUUAGAACAUUACUAGCACGAGUUUUAAUAUCAGUUUGAG